Ctenocephalides felis (cat flea) is the source of this 1805-nucleotide messenger RNA. RefSeq names its product ras-related protein Rab-7a (gene Rab7). Gene Ontology annotation, molecular function: GTPase activity; GTP binding. The coding region runs from base 420 to 1052 and encodes 210 amino acids. The transcript is spliced from 4 exons. NCBI's taxonomy places the organism in Eukaryota, Metazoa, Arthropoda, Insecta, Siphonaptera, Pulicidae. The record is from RefSeq and is a predicted model, not a curated record. Gene Ontology annotation, biological process: phagosome-lysosome fusion; endosome to lysosome transport. Gene Ontology annotation, cellular component: phagocytic vesicle; lysosome; late endosome.
AAUAUUUUUAUGUAGAUUACCUACAAUUGUCGUAGUUCCAAAUUCAAUGUGAUUUCGUCUGUUAACAAUUAAUUUAUUUUAGUUUUACAGUGAAUGGGCUUUCAUUUUUAAUCGGGUGUUAGGGGUAAACGUUUCGAUGCGAUACUGACGUAUACUUUUUGAAAUUGUGCAAUUGUACUAUCAACAUUUCUAUCGGAGUAGUUUUUCUCGCUUUGGUCUGGUUAUCAGUGACUAUUGGAAGUUUAACGCAGGCUAUUGUGUGUCACACGCAUUAGUCAUCUGGUUAUGAAAAGUUAGACGUAUAUCACAAUACUCUUGCUUUGUAUUCAAACGAAUGAUAUAAUCGGACUCGUUUCAUUAUAAACUACACACUAGAUCUUUUAAUAUUUUUUUUUUAUUUAAAUACUUGUGCAUAUUAAAUGGCAAUGGCUUCUAGAAAAAAAGUGCUCUUAAAAGUUAUUAUUCUGGGUAACAGUGGUGUAGGCAAGACAUCAUUAAUGAAUCAAUAUGUCAACAAAAGAUUUUCAAACCAAUACAAGGCCACUAUCGGAGCUGACUUUUUGACAAAAGAAGUUAUGGUAGAUGACAGAAUCAUCACAAUGCAGAUUUGGGAUACUGCUGGACAGGAACGUUUCCAAUCUCUGGGUGUUGCAUUCUACAGAGGUGCCGAUUGCUGUGUGCUGGUGUUCGAUGUUUCGGCACCAGAUACAUUCAAGUCUCUGGAUAGCUGGCGAGAUGAAUUUCUGAUUCAAGCCAGUCCACGGGACCCAGAAAAUUUUCCAUUUGUUGUACUGGGCAACAAAAUUGAUCUAGAGAGCCGUGCUGUAUCAAGCAAAAGGGCGCAGCAAUGGUGUCAGUCAAAAAAUAAUAUUCCCUAUUUUGAAACAUCUGCCAAAGAAGCUGUGAAUGUUGAACUGGCUUUCCAAACAAUUGCUAAAAAUGCUCUUGUUCAAGAAUCAGAGGUCGAGCUGUACAAUGAAUUUCCAGACCAAAUCAAACUUAACACAAAUACCGAUAAUUCAAAUCGCAAUGGCGAUAAUUGUGCUUGCUAAAAGUAAUAAAAAGUGAAGUUUUAACACCAAAAGUUAAGCACCACUUGGUAAGCUGAUGUUAUCCAAAAUAAGCCCAGAAACUACCAAUACUACAUUCAUAUGCAAAUAUUUUGCCUUGAUUAUUAUUUAAUUAUUUGAUAACCUUUUUUAUACUAGGUAUAUGUAAUAUACAUAUCUAGUGAUUAUAAAUAUUUGAUACAGUUAUAUUAGCAGUCAUUGUUUAGUAAAACUGCAUGUAUCUUGAUAUUUAAUGUAUAUUCUUGUUAAUUAUACAAGUAAAUGUUGUACAUGUUAUAUUAAUAUUGGCAUAUUUACAUUUCUAUUUUUUCUACUUUGCCAACUAUACAAAAUUGCUCAUUGAAGCUUUUUACACAUAUACUGAAAACAUUUGACAAUAAUUUUUUGCAUUGCAACAUUUUGAAUGGUGAAAAAACAAUUACUUUAUAUUUAUUAUAAAACAUCAUGAUUUAAUAAAUAUUGAACCGGCACUUUGUUCAUAAACUUUGAUGGCAUAUAAUAUUACCAAUUUGUUUAAUUACAAAAAUUGCACUGCUAUUUUGAAUAUGUUGGCAAGAUUUAAAUAUGCGGAUACUGGCUUUUCCAUCGAUCUGUUUUGAACAAAAUGUUUUUAGAUAACUUUUCCAAGGUCAAUAAAGGAUUAGGGCGUUUAAUGCUUUGGCUACAAAUGUGAAAAUUAGUUAUAUAUUUAAAUAUUUAUGUAUAUUUGUUAAGUAGUAGGAUUCAGUAUAUGUG